UGUAAAAACACGGGAUUUAGGAGAGGAGGGCUCUCUUCCCAUGCCAUGAUAUCACGCCCUAUCUUUUACUGAGAAGCCUCCUGAUCCUGUUCACACGGCUCUCUCUGUAAUAAAUCAACAGCGAGGUGAGCCGGACUCGAUGGCCCAGAAGGUGGUGGUGAUCACAGGCUGUUCCUCAGGAAUAGGCCUGAGUCUGGCUGUACGGCUGGCCUCAAACCCGGACAAGACAUACAAAGUCUAUGCUACCAUGAGAAACCUAGCUAAGCGGGAGCGUCUGCUGGAGUGUGUGAAGAAUUUGCACAGAAACACUUUGGAAAUCCUGCAAAUGGAUGUGACUGACCAGCAGUCCAUCCUGGAUGCCAGAGACAGGGUGGCAGAGAAGCGAGUAGACAUCCUGGUGUGCAACGCCGGCACAGGGCUAAUGGGGCCACUGGAGGUCCAGUCCCUGGACACUAUGAGACAGAUCCUGGAGGUCAACCUCCUGGGAACCAUCCAGACCAUCCAGGCUUUUCUACCUGGGAUGAAGGCCCAAGGCCAGGGUCGUAUUCUGGUCACAGGCAGCAUUGGAGGCCUUCAUGGUCUUCCCUUUAAUGAGGUGUACUGUGCAAGUAAGUUUGCAAUAGAGGGAGCGUGUGAGAGUCUGGCCAUCCUCCUGCAGCACUUCAACAUCCAUGUGAGUCUCAUCGAGUGUGGCCCAGUCAACACUGACUUCAUGAGUAACCUGCAGAGGGCAGAGCUCGGGGACCAGGCUCUCCACCAGGUGGAUGUGCGCACAGUUGGAUACUAUGAAAAAUACCUUCAGCACUGUGUGUCUGUUUUCCAAGAUGCAGCACAGGACACUGAGGAGAUUACGGAGGUGUUUCUGGAAGCGAUCCAGUCAUCCAGCCCUGCAUUCAGAUACUACACCAAAGGUGCCUUGCCGCCCCUCACCAGACUGAAGAUCAUAUCACCAGAUGGAUCCCAGUACAUCAGGACUCUGAGCAAACUAAUCUUCUCAUCUCAUCCCAAAGAGGAAAAAUGACCGUCGCUACACAGAAACUGACACCAAUUGUAUGCUUCCCCUCUAUUGGAAGUCAGAAGGUCACUGAACACGUGAAAACCUAGGGUCGUGAGAUAGGAGAGGCUGCUUUUAA
Messenger RNA from Lampris incognitus (smalleye Pacific opah), 1133 nucleotides. It is a transcript of the gene hsd17b1, whose product is annotated as hydroxysteroid (17-beta) dehydrogenase 1. Gene Ontology annotation, molecular function: estradiol 17-beta-dehydrogenase [NAD(P)+] activity. Bases 140 to 1021 code for a protein of 293 amino acids. NCBI's taxonomy places the organism in Eukaryota, Metazoa, Chordata, Actinopteri, Lampriformes, Lampridae. The record is from RefSeq and is a predicted model, not a curated record. The transcript is spliced from 6 exons. Gene Ontology annotation, cellular component: cytoplasm. Gene Ontology annotation, biological process: estrogen biosynthetic process.